UUUAAUUUUUUUCUUGUUUUCUUAUUUAAUUUAUUCGUAGUUACUUCUGCUCUUAUUAAAGUUGGUUAUUAAUGCCUUGAUACUGUAUUUUUGAUUUAUUAUGAAUAAAAUUGUUUCGAUGACUGUAACAAGAGAGCUAUAUAUAUUUAUGUAUACUGUUGUUCUGCAUCUUUAGUUACACACAUAGGUAGAUUGUAGGUAUACAUUAUAUAUUUGAAUAUAGGUAUAUAUUCAUACUCACAAUAGGUAGAAGAAUAAAACAGAAAAAAAGCAGAAAAUCGAAGUAAUAAAAAAUGAUUGUUCUGAAGAUGUAAAAACAUGUGCCUGGCAUCUUUUGGUCCCUCUCGUCCCGUGACGCGCGUUACGGAAAUUCUCACGUGGGGGAGAUUCAGUCAGUGCUGUUGGGCUCCGCUCUUCAAGCGUAAACACAUAAAAUGCAGGACAGACGAUUUCUCGGGGCGAACAGUCCCUCUCCCUUCCAGCCAUCGAUGAACGAAGAAGAAAAAACAAGGAUAACAAGGCGCGCGCGGAUACAGAGUCACAGCCACGUAGAUUUUCCCUUGGGUUGGUGGAGGCGUUGGAAAAGAGUCGCGUCGGAGAGCGGAGGGGCGGCCACGACCGAAGGUGGGAGAUUAUGCGUGACCAAGGAGAGGGAGCACACACACAUAGCAAUGCAGCUACGGGGGCGGUGGCUGGCGUUCAUCCGCCAUCUACGUUUCCUCUCUCCUUCUUAAACACUUCGACACCCGCGCUGUCUGUCACUGUCUUACUUGUUUUAUCGUUUGCACGCGCGCGCCUUGGGGUGGACGCUCACCGCGCCGCCCCUCCGCGCAUCGCCCGCUGCUGGCUGAUGCCGAUAUUUUGUUCGCACGGCAACUUUCUGGCUCAGUCGUUCGAGUCGACGGAGAGACGAGUUUUUACAGCGUAUCGCAAUUCUGCCUUAUUGUACCCCCGAGAAAGUCCUGCCAUGCCCUAACGCACAGGAAGCAGACAUCAGACGAGUGUUAUCUUGUGAUUGGAGAGUCGAUCGUAAUCAACACCAGUGGGAGGGAACGUCGAAGCUGAAUAAAAAAAAACAAGGACACCUGCCUACCAAUUCUAAUUGUGAGGUGCAGUAACGAUAAUGAUAGACUAGAGCCGUAGCUGAAUAUUAGCAUUGCUCAAAAGAAUAAGGAGCUCAAAAUUAAGAUUUAGAUGUCCAGCACAAAACUCGGAAUCAUGAAAGCGGUUGCCGCAGUCGUCAUUACAACAGCGAAUGGAGAGACUGCCCUGGGAGGAGUCCACAGCUAUCAAGAGCGCCAUCGCCUUUUGUCUUGAAGUUAAACGCAGCCCUGUUUUUCGUUUUUUGCCAUCCUUGUCCUCACCUGUAUACAUCCUACCCUCAACUUCAUUCGUGUCUUGCUCUACGAUCUUAUAACUGAAUGUUAUUGAUCUUUUAAAAGAGUGAGAGGUACACGCGUAAUUGGUGCUAUUUGGUGACGUGAUCUUCCCACCCCAGGAGGUGCCAAUAAAACUAACUUCUGAUCAACAGAGAGAGUUAUAGGAGAUAAGACGAUAGACUCUGUUGAGCUUAAAGCAGUCGUAUGAGUGCACGUGAAUAUGAGCAUGACUCUCGUACGAAACUCGUUUAAAGGGUGUAAUGAGAAUGAGGCAGGUGCUGACGCGGAAGUGGGCGGUUGCGCAGACGGCGUAGUUAAUGGUGGGAAAGGCGGUGGCGGUGGUGUUGAAGGCGGUGCAGAAGGAGGCACCACCACUACGGCCCAUAACAGCAGGCAGCCGCCGUGUGAGCGAUGCCCACAGUGCGGCGUCGUUUGCCGAAACUCGCGUACGCUCCAGCUCCAUCUUGAGGACCAACACAAAGCAGUUACAACCUACGCCAUUGACAAACACGACCUUCAAGCGCAAUUCUCUCAAGUUUCGUGUAAAGUAUGCAGUAAGACUUUUGCAAAUGUAUACAGAUUACAAAGGCACAUGAUCAGCCACGACGAAAGUGCGGUACUCCGCAAAUUUAAAUGUCCUCACUGUGAAAAAGCCUUUAAAUUUAAACAUCAUCUUAAGGAACACUUAAGAAUACACAGUGGAGAGAAGCCCUUCCAAUGCAACAACUGUGGCAAACGAUUCUCACACUCGGGCUCUUAUUCAUCGCAUAUGACAUCGAAAAAGUGUCUUAUUGUCAAUCUAAAAAAAUCCAGACUUAAUUCUAUCAGUACCGAAGUCAAAAUCGAGAAAGUCUCCAAUAGUAAGAAAUUCCAACAGCCGCAGCAACAGCGACAACAACCGCAAAGCCAACAGCAACAACAAAGAAAUCAUCAGCAACACCAACAACAGUUGCUUCAUGUGAGGCGCGACAUCGAGUUACUUUCUGCUAACAAUAAUACUUUUUUGCCAAUUUUGCCAAAACUCUCUCCCUCAGAUUAUCAAGAUAUACAACAUGAAGCAGCGGGUUUCUAUGAUAUUCCUACACUACUGCCUCAUAUGAUAGGUUUCGGAAACUAUUUUAUUCAGUCGUCCCUCGGUAAAAUUCUCAGCCAAUUACAUGCUAAGCAACAAGAACAACAGCAGCAGCAACAGCAAUAUCAUUACCAUCAUAACAAUCACAGCGGGCAUAAUAAUUACCAAUGCAAUUAUCGUCUGGAUGAAGUAGGUUGUGAGCACUACGAUGUUCUCAGUCAACAGAGUGAAACUGCUCUUAGUCCCUCUACAACAGCUCCUGACUCAGAAGGGGCGACUACUGAAGGUACUGAAGGUGGAAAAGAGUCACCUGCACCACAACCUGGAUUGCUGCAAUUUGAUCAUCCCGAUCACUCCGGUCUCGACGCUGUAAGACGAUUAUUAGAAACCGUGAAUAGCUCCGUCACAAAACAAUUAUUGGAAGCUAAUGUUAGGAAGCUUUCAUCACCUGCCAUGUUUAUUAAACAUGAAAUCGUGGAGGAAUAUCAGGAUCAAGACAGUGAACUGUCGAGUGAGAUGGCGCAUUACCCCGUCGAGUGGUCGGUUAUGGAACAAUGCGAUUCACAAAAUGAAAGCUUUGUUGCGAAGCUCGAGGAGGUUCGUCAAAAGGUGGCACCAUCGCCGCGUCAAGCUACUAAACGCAGGAUUGAGAGUAACGGUCUCUCUGCGCACACUUCGGAGGCCGAUACUGACGACGAGGAGCUAUUGCAACAACAUCAUGAAGAUGCUCCUGGAAUUGAUGUUGGAAGUGGCAGUGCUGGUAGUGCACGUAGAGUUAGAGCACGAUCGCUUAUUGAUGAUGAACAGCUUGCUGUUCUUAAGGGUUACUAUGCCAUCAACCCACGACCUAAGAAAGAGGAAAUCACUAUGAUCGCUAACUAUAUUCAUUUCCCCACACGAGUAGUUCAGGUUUGGUUUCAAAAUUCUCGAGCAAGAGAUCGACGAGAGGCAAAAAUACCGGGCUUGGUACCACUUUCAAGUCUUAGCAAUCACGUAUUUAACGAUCAGCCUCUUGAUCUAUCAAAGAAAGAUGUCUUUAGAACAAUAUUGCGAACGAAGGAUAAUAGUGAUACUUCAAGCAGGAAUACCGCCUCGCCGUGUGGUCUAAAAGAAGACACCCAUUUACCCAAAGUGUUAACCAAUAAUAAUGUGGAGCGCGAAGAUGUUGAAGAGUUUCCUCUCAUCAUUGACGAAGAAACUACUGAUUUUGUUGAGAGUAAGCAACCAACUAUGAACUCCGAAGUUGUCAUUAAGACUCAAUCGCCAAUUUUGCAAAUUAAGAAUGACGUUGAGCCAAGAAUAGCUGUGGAUCCUCCACUGCAAAGUGAGAUGGAACAGGAGGGUCUAUUCUUUUGUAAUCAAUGCGAUAAAACUUUUUCUAAACAUAGUUCUCUUGCAAGACACAAAUAUGAACAUUCCGGACAAAGGCCAUACAAGUGUCAAGAGUGUCCGAAAGCUUUUAAGCACAAGCAUCACCUGACAGAACAUAAGCGACUACAUAGUGGUGAGAAACCUUUCCAGUGCUCAAAGUGCCUCAAGCGCUUUUCCCACUCUGGUUCCUACAGCCAACACAUGAAUCAUCGUUACUCAUACUGCAAGCCUUACAGAGAAUAAAUAAAUACUUUUGCCAAAGUGGAAAAAGUGAGAGGGUAAUAUAAAAGAUGAAAAUGCGCUAUAUCAUCUUCUAUAAGAAAAAGUAAAAUGAUGAAAAAAGAUUAUUAUGUUAUAUAUGCACGUUAUGUAGAUUUAUAAAAGCUUAAGGAAAGCAGUAAAGAAUGAUUCUCAUAUAGGAAAAUGUAAAGGAAAGGUAGAAAUUUGUUUAAAGAAAUUCAUUGUGGUAUAGAAUAACCACAAGACGUAACGGUACCAAAAAUGCUUAAUGCAAUAAUCUAUUAUAUAUAUAUAUAUA
Molecule: messenger RNA, 4360 nt
Organism: Ceratosolen solmsi marchali
Lineage: Eukaryota; Metazoa; Arthropoda; Insecta; Hymenoptera; Agaonidae
Gene: zfh1
Product: Zn finger homeodomain 1
Exons: 10
Coding region: 1600-4065 (821 amino acids)
Biological process (GO): regulation of transcription by RNA polymerase II; anatomical structure development
Molecular function (GO): RNA polymerase II cis-regulatory region sequence-specific DNA binding; DNA-binding transcription factor activity, RNA polymerase II-specific
Source: RefSeq, a predicted model, not a curated record